CUUUUCUCGUCGUACUUUGUAGUUUGUGCUCGCUGAAGCUGAUUGACUGAAAUAUAAAAUUUUUUCUCUGUUCAAGAAAAAUCUUUGAAUAAAAUUUGUGUACCUUCAUCAAAUUAUAAAUAUUCACUAUUUAUUAAAACUAUAAACAACUGCUAAACAUUAUGCUUAAAUAGCACCCUGGAACUGAAUUGCUCUAGAAAAGCACAGAGAAGGACUGUGUGCCACCCAAAACAGUCAAGUGCAUGUUUUGUGUGUUUAGAGUGUCUCCUCUGUGUCCCUCUCUGUCCACAGUUCACCUUUCUCGCCACCUCUGAUCAUCUCGAAGAGAGUAUUCUAAACAAAGAUGAACUCGGACAGUAGUGAAAAGGGCAGUUCGAUUAUACGAGGACGACCUUAUUCGAAAAUGAGUUCAACUGUCGUUGAUACGGAUUUUGAGAAAUUCGUUGAAAAGCCCCAGGAACGUUAUGUUUGGGAGAUGCGUAGUCGAAGCCCGAAUACGACUCCGGCUAGCACUGUGCUGAAUUCGCCGGAUCUGGCUGAAGUGCAAUACUCUCAGCAUCACGGCAGGCACAAUCAGAUUCGUGUCGGACGAAGUCCAGUUAGCCAGGUUGAUAAUAUGGUUCCUCAGGGAUUGACUAGUCCUGGGUCGCCCACGGAUGUUGGGAAAGCUGGUGGACAUUGUGUUCGCGAUGGAGAGAUUGUUGUCUUUGACGACAUCGAUACUAACUGGGUUAAGUCGCAUGGAAAAGAUGGAAAUGUAGAUGAUGUAUUGAAAGUUACCAAAAUGAUUGGUCAACUACCGAUUGCAGAGUAUGAAGGAUCUCCGCGACGGAUUGGCAAUCAGCAACAAGGUUUUAGUCUGCAAGGAGGCAGCUUUAAGAUGGCAAGUGCGACUGCAGGAGGAAUGCCAACUCGUCCUCCUGGUUUUCCACAACGUGUAUCGCAGCAUUCUUCUCCAGCUGCACCGCAAGAUGUAAAAGACACUAACCAUCGAUCAGAGAAUUUGAUUGAUAUCGAUGAUAAUAAUGCUGUUGGGGAUGUUGAGAAUCGUAAUGAUUGCUCAAGUGUUGUUGAUGAAUCUAGACCUAAAACACCAACAUUUGAUUAUUUGUAUGAGUUCUCAGAGACGAGGAAGGUUCUUGAAGAGUUUUUCAAAGGAGCCAAUACAGACGAGAAACAAUUUGCAGAUUUCACUGAGAGUGAUGAUCUUGGAAGUUCUGAUACACACCAAGACUAUGAGCGUGAAGAAGACAAAAAAGCCGAACAAGCUUACAUUGGCCAAAGAUUGGCUAGAAUUCCAAAGGAAGAACUUUACAUGGUUCAUCGUUCACCCAGAAAACAACAAUAUGAUAACUACAACGAGCAAAAUGACAUUGAACUUUACAUUGAUUCGAAUAGUCGUAGCUCAGGUGAACUUGCUGAUACAGAAUUAGAAGCAAAUUUACGUCGACAUUCACGUAAUUUUACUCUUUCACCAGAAACAACAGACUACGAUUCGAAUUGCGGUGAUUUGGAUAGCCUAUCCAAUGAUAUUAACUUGCAAACUGAUUUUGGAAAACUUUACACAAGCAUGCCAGUGCUUGAAGAUGGACUUUCAAGUGGACAUGCGUCUGAUACUGAAAACAAUAUUUCAGUUGUGAUUGAUAAGAAAUACUUGGAGUGUAAUAAUCUUAGUGUGGCAGCUUUGGAUGAUGUCGACAAUAAUAGUGUCAUAAAUAAUGGUCAAGAUGAGUCUGAUGUCGAAGCAAAACAGGCUAUGAACGAUGUGGCUACAAGUGAUAGUGGAUGUUGCAAUACAGCUCUUAACAAUGGAGAUGUUAAAGAUUCUCAUGUUUAUGAUGCUGUCUAUGCAACAAAUAUGCCACAAAAUACUCCACCACCACCUCCUGCACCGGUCCCACAUCGCCAGACGAUAACCGAAGCAGAAUCUCAAGACAUUCAAGAAGCUAUGAAGGAUAUUCGAUCGGCUUUGCAGCGUGCGAAAACUCUUCCUGAAAAGGCAAAAUUCUGCGAUGAAGUACUUCCCGCCGGACGUGAAUCACCAAUUUGGGUUCCACGAACUAACUCGCACGAGAAUUCUUCCGUCGAUGUAAUGCACAAAGGCCAGUGUCACGCCGAAGAGGAGGAACACGAUACUGAUUUAGAAACUGACAGGUUAUUAGGACAGCAACGUCUCGAUGAUCAAGGAUUUUAUGAUGAUAAACAACUUUGGUCAAAGAAUUCUGCAACUCAUUCACCAACAACUUCAGACAUAACAAUGUUGAACAAUUCAACUAGCAUUAAACCUCAAACAUUUUCAUCAGCAACCAUUCGACAAGGUAUUGGAACAGCACUCACACCAACUUCACCCGAACAUUGCCAAAUAAUUGGCACUGGUGAAGUCACCAUAACAUCACCCGAAAAACUACAAUACUCAAAGAGUCCAACUGGUUCAAUUAAAUCUUUAAAGGACUCUACAAAUAGUGAUAAGAAGGCAAAAACUCGCAAUAAAGAAGCUUUACUUGAUCCUGCAGUACUAAUCGAGGGAGUUCUAUUUCGAGCAAGGUAUUUAGGUUCGACGCAGCUAGUGUGCGAGGGACAACCAACGAAAUCUACCCGAAUGAUGCAGGCUGAAGAAGCCGUUUCAAGGAUCAAGGCACCAGAAGGUGAAAGUCAACCAUCCACCGAGGUUGAUCUAUUUAUAUCAACCGAGAAAAUAAUGGUCCUUAACACUGAUCUCAAAGAGAUCAUGAUGGAUCAUGCUCUACGUACAAUCUCCUACAUCGCCGACAUUGGCGACUUAGUAGUUUUAAUGGCACGGCGUAGAUUUGUGCCAUCGGACACCGAUGAAGGCCCAAAACCAAAUCGAACACCAAAAAUGAUAUGCCAUGUUUUUGAGAGUGAUGAAGCACAAUUUAUAGCACAAUCAAUUGGUCAGGCAUUCCAAGUGGCAUACAUGGAAUUCCUGAAAGCAAAUGGAAUUGAGGAUCAUAGUUUUGUUAAGGAAAUGGAUUACCAGGAAGUGCUCAAUAGUCAAGAGAUUUUCGGUGAUGAACUGGAGAUCUUUGCGAAAAAGGAAUUGCAAAAGGAGGUAGUUGUACCAAAGGCGAAAGGAGAAAUACUAGGUGUAGUGAUUGUGGAGAGUGGUUGGGGUUCAAUGUUGCCCACUGUUGUAAUUGCAAAUCUAAUGUCAACUGGGGCUGCAGCUAGAUGCGGUCAGUUAAAUAUCGGUGACCAAUUGAUUGCUAUAAAUGGCAUGAGCUUAGUCGGGCUUCCAUUAUCGACCUGUCAGAGUUAUAUACGCAAUGCAAAAAAUCAGACUGCUGUUAAAUUUACGGUUGUGCCUUGUCCGCCGGUAGUCGAGGUUAAGAUAAAACGACCGAAUACCAAAUAUCAAUUAGGAUUUAGUGUUCAAAAUGGAGUGAUUUGUAGUCUUUUACGCGGUGGAAUAGCAGAACGUGGUGGUGUACGUGUGGGUCAUAGAAUAAUUGAGAUAAAUAAUCAAAGUGUUGUGGCUGUUCCUCAUGAAAAAAUUGUUAAUUUGUUAGCAACAUCUGUUGGCGAGAUUUUAAUGAAAACAAUGCCGACUUCAAUGUUUAGACUCCUGACUGGUCAGGAAAAUCCAAUUUUCAUCUAACUAUUUUCAACUUUCCAAUAAAAUAAAAGUUAAACAAAAUAAAACAAAAAUCUAACUUAAUGCUAUUAGUGUAUAGGAAUUAUAUUUAAAACAAAAAAUAAAAAAAAAACAGAAAACAAAACCUAACGAAUAUUUGAAACCAAAAAUACAAAGAAAA
Messenger RNA from Episyrphus balteatus (marmalade hoverfly), 3773 nucleotides. RefSeq lists its product as uncharacterized. Gene Ontology annotation, cellular component: dendritic spine; plasma membrane; cytoplasm. Bases 344 to 3616 code for a protein of 1090 amino acids. The transcript has 10 exons. The record is from RefSeq and is a predicted model, not a curated record. Gene Ontology annotation, molecular function: protein binding. Lineage: Eukaryota; Metazoa; Arthropoda; Insecta; Diptera; Syrphidae. Gene Ontology annotation, biological process: chemical synaptic transmission.